GUGUGACCGUGACAGCCAGCAUGGCGCUACACCAGGGUUCACUGGCUAUUCUGGAAAACAAUGUGGGGGUCAGUGAUGCUGUGCUGCUGGACCCCAUGACAGAGGAUGCCUUCAUUGAAAACCUCAGGCUUCGAUACCAGCACAACCAGAUCUAUACUUACAUAGGAACAGUGGUGGUUUCUGUCAACCCUUACAAGACAAUCCCUCUGUAUACACCAAGCAUCAUUGAGGAAUAUCGCUCCAGGAACAUCUAUGAACUCCCACCCCACAUAUAUGCCAUCACAGAUGAGGCGUAUAGAUCCAUGCGAGACCGACAUUUAGAUCAGUGUAUUAUCAUCUCCGGGGAAAGUGGCGCUGGCAAGACAGAGGCCAGUAAAGUAAUAAUGCAGUAUGUAGCUGAAGUAUCAGGGAAAGGAGAAAAUAUUGACACAGUCAAAGAACAACUGCUGCAAUCCAACCCCGUACUCGAAGCAUUUGGGAAUGCAAAGACUAACAAGAAUGACAACUCUUCCAGAUUUGGAAAAUACAUGGAUAUAGAGUUUGAUUACAAGGGGGAUCCUAUUGGAGGAGUUAUAACAAACUAUUUAUUAGAGAAGUCCCGAGUAGCAGUUCAGAUGCCUGGAGAAAGGAACUUCCACAUAUUUUAUCAGCUGCUACAGGGAGCAAAACUAAACACACUUGAGUCUCUAAAAUUAACACGGGAGAUAGAUGAUUACAAUAUAUUGAAAGGGACUGUUGAUGCUGAUGUUGCUACUAUGAAUGAUCAGAAGAAUUUUGACACUGUAAUGCAUGGUAUGGAAGUGAUAGGGUUUUCAUCUGAGGAAGUGACAUCAUUGUUCCAACUGAUUGCCAGCAUCCUUAAGUUAGGAAACGUGGAGUUCUCUCACAGAAGUAAUGAGGAUGGUACAGACGGAUGUGAUCUAAGUAACAUGGCAGCACUGGAUGAUGCAGCAGCCUUACUGGGCUGUCCAUCAGCUGAUCUAAGUGUGGCCUUGACCCAGAGGAAAGUAGAGGUCAGGGGUGAAAAGGUGAAAAGAGAUCUGAGUGCAAAUGAUGGAAUGUAUGCGAGAGAUGCUCUGUGUAAAGCUAUCUACAGCCGCAUGUUUUCCUGGCUGGUAGCUCGUAUCAAUGAUAGCAUCAAGGUGACCUCUGGAAUUAGGACAGAGGUCAUGGGUGUCCUUGACAUUUAUGGAUUUGAAGUGUUUGAAGAAAACAGCUUUGAACAGUUUAUCAUCAAUUAUUGCAAUGAGAAGCUCCAACAGAUAUUUAUAGAGCUUACCCUGAAAGAAGAACAGGAGGAAUAUAUAAAGGAGGGAAUUGAAUGGAUUCAUAUAGAGUACUUCAACAAUGCAGUCAUCUGUGACUUGGUUGAGAAGUCUAAUGUUGGGAUCCUGGCCCUUCUGGAUGAGGAGUGUAUGCGACCGGGAAACCCCACCGACUUGACAUUCCUAGAGAAGUUAAACCAAGCGUGUAAUAAUCACCCUCACUACGAAAGUAAAGCACUGAAGAAGUGUCAGAACGACAAAACACUGACCCAUGGCACAUUCCGACUCAAACAUUACGCAGGCAAUGUAACAUACAAAGUGGAUGGCUUUCUGGAUAAGAAUAAUGACCUACUGUUCCGACAUCUGUCUCAGGCUAUGUACCAGUGUAAACACUGCCUCAUGAAAGGUCUUUUUCCAGAGGGAAAUCCAUCUCAGAAGUCCUUGAAAAGGCCAGCAACAGCAGGCUCACAAUUUAAGAUAUCUGUGACAGAACUCAUGAAGAAUUUGUCAUCAAAGAAUCCAAACUACAUUAGGUGCAUUAAACCGAACAAUUCAAAAGCAGCCAACAACUUUGAUGAGGGUUUGGUUAGACAUCAAGUGAGAUAUUUGGGUCUGAUGGAGAAUGUGCGAGUGAAGCGAGCUGGCUAUGCCUUCAGACAGAUCUAUCUUCAGUUUUUGUAUCGUUACAAAAUGUUGGCAGGUCCUACCUGGCCAAGGUGGGCUGGGAAACCCCAGGAAGGGGUCAGAAUUCUUCUGGAAGCUCAGGGGGUUCCAGAGGAUGAAUAUGCAUUUGGCAAAACAAAAUUAUUUAUUAGGAAUCCCAAAACAUUGUUUGACAUGGAGGAAAAACGCAGACAGCACAUGCAUGUUUUGGCGACAAAGAUUCAGUGUGUGUUCAAGGGCUGGAGACAGAGAACUCUGUAUCUACUGAUGAAGAGAAGCCAGGUCAUCAUCAGUGCUCGCUUCAGAGGAUACUGGGGACAGAAAAUGUACAAAAGGACGAAACAAGCUACCCUUGUGUUGCAAUGUUUUGCCAGAGGUUGGAAGGCAAGAGCUUUGCUCAGGAAAUUGAAACGAGAGAAGCUUGAGAUAGAAUCGGCUAAUGUGAUCAGGAAAUUCUACUUGGGUUACAAAGCAAGAGCUUUGCUCAGGAAGUUGAAACGGGAGAAGCUUGAGAUAGAAUCAGCUAUUAUGAUCCAGAAAUUCUACAUGGGAUAUAAAGUAAGGAAAGAAUACCAACCAAGGUUCCGUCGGAUUGCUGGUCCAAAGAUUGCAAGAUUCUUUGUUAUAGCCCUGCGAAAGAAAUUCCUUCUUGAUUUGAAAGGCAAGUUGCCGAGUUUAUCUCCUAUUGACAAAGAGUGGCCAGACUAUCCAAAAAGAUUUAAGGCAGCAUCAGAUCAGCUUAGAGAAAUGUACCAUGCCUGGAGAUGUCGAAAGUACAGAAGAAAAUUCAAUGAGGCAGAGAAAUAUAAAAUGAAGGAGAAAUUGAUGGCCAGUGAACUUUUCAAGGACAAAAAGGAGGGUUAUUCAAAAACUGUGCCCAAACCUUUCAAGGGAGAUUAUCAGAAUAUCCUGGCUAAUGAAAAAUGGAAGAAAUUACAACGACAAAACCCUGAAGACAAUCAUAUUGUGUUUGCAGAUGUUGUGCAAAAAGUUCAUCGAGCUAAUGGAAAAUCAGUGGAACGGCUGUUAGUGAUAAGUUCUCAGAACUUGAUUCUGAUUGAGCACCAUAGUAUGAUGAUGAAGUAUCGGAUCCCAAUCACCGACAUCUCCGCCAUGUCCGUCAGUCCGCACCCUGACAAUACCAUUGUGUUCCAUAUACAGAGGCAUGAAAAUGGAGACGGAUUGUCCAAGAAAGGUGACUUUGUAUUUUUAUGUGAGCAUACUAUUGAACUUGUGUCCAAAGUCUGCCUGCUCAUCAAAAAUCUGACAGAGAAAUUACCCGAGCUUCAUAUAGCUCCCUUGUUGAAAGCCCGGUUUGGAAAAUCAGAAGUGCAAUUGUCAUUUAAAAAUGGACUUACAGAGAGUGUUCCAGGGGGUGUAAAAAUUGUUCGCAAGAAACACACAAUGGAUAUUUUGUACAACUCGCCAACUCAAAAAACAAGUUCAGGAUCAUGAUGGGGUUUCAGAAAUUUCCGCUGAUCCAUUACAAGUUCUGCUCCCUUCAAAGACUUGUAUAAAAGACCACUUCCACUAAAGCCAUGCUUCAAACAACAUCAUCAGAGAGAAAACUCAGUAGUGUAAUGAUUUAUAACCAAAGAAUGAGGGCUGUGAGAGGUGGAAAUAGUGGGAAUUUUAUUGUACAUCUAUUUUUAUUAUAUGUACAUGUAUGUAGGAGUCAGUAUUUGUUGUCAUUUUUAUUUCUUCUUUGUAAAUGUUACUGAAUUGAUACCAAUAUUUGUAUACACAUUCAUGUAAUUACACUUUAUUAUGUUUUGAUUUGUUUUCAUUUUGUGAGAAUGGUUUCAGUGUUUUUGUGAUGUUGCAAUGACUUUAAGGAUUUUAAGAAUUCAAGUCAUCCAUUGUAGUCAGUAUUACAUAUUACAUGUAUAUUUACUGGAUCAAGUUUAAUUUCAGAGUGGAGAGAUACUUUUUGUUUUGUAAACUACCUGUGACAGAUAUUGUCCAUUAUUUUUGGUUUACAGUAAUGAUUUUACAUAUUAUAUAUUUGAAGUCAUGAUAAUAAUAUGAGUAUGAUCUCUAGAAGAUUUCACUUUUAAUAAUUAUUGAAUGACAAUGAAAAAGUCGUAGCACACUGGUCAUACCAGACUUUUAUAAUUACAUUUUUUUGUCUUUGACGUGUUAUUUUAAUAUACUUUUAUUAUUUUUUUAAGUCCCGGUUUCUACAAAGGGUACUUUUUACAAAUCUACAAUGACCAUGAGUUAGAAACAAUUUAGAAAUAGACUUUGGUGCUGUAUGUUAAGUUUCACAGUUAUGUUUUUUAUUUAAUCUUUCUAAGAUAUAGAUCUGUAUUAAAUGGAGAUGUGUCUCAUGUUUUAGUGCUUUCAUUUUUUUUUCUGAUUUAAAUUUCAAGAAUCAGUAUUUUAUUUUACGUUGUAGCUUUUACAGACAAAUUAAGGUUAAUCUCUGUCUUUUUAUAUUAUAAUGGUUGAUUGAUGUCAAUUGUUUGGCCUAUCUCCAUACCUGUUCCUGAAUUUAUUAUGUUAGUCUGCAUGAUAGUGAAAGUUAUUUCCAAUAACUGUUUUGCUGGCUGAGUCCUUUAUGUUUAUUAUUAUGGUUUAUGUUGUUGCUUACCUUUAAGUGUGUUUAACAUGCACAAGCAUCUACAUGUUCAAACAACAGGGUUUCAGAAAAUUCAACUUUAAGACAUUUAUGUUUAGCAAAUUAAUAAUUUUCACCCUGUGGUGCUGAAGUAUAAUGAAUAUUGCUCAAACUUGGGACUGGUUUGAGUUGACAUUCAUUUCAGUUUCUUAACAGUACAUUUAUAUGUUGAAUAAAAGUAUUAGGCACAGAAUUAGUCUUUGAACUUGUCCACAGUUUGUGCUGUGUAUAAGAGUGGCUCAAGUAUAAUGAUUUUGCAUGAGUAAGAUCUGACUUUCUACUCUAUUGACAGAAUAUUUAUUUAUCCAGAGUUAGUGUUACAGUAUGCAGUAUUUUGUUUUUGUUUUUUUUUGUUGAAUGAUUAUACAGAAAUUUUCUACAUAAAUUGUAAGUUGUUCAACACCAUUAUGUUGUAUGGGAGAGGAAGAGGUGCCAUUUAAGUUCUAAUAUUUAUUUGGAAAUCCAUUGCCUUGAUGAUCUUAAUCAUGAUCUCUUUAGAUGUACAUACAUGUAUUUAUAAAUUUCUCUAGUCUUUAAAUACACAUACGUAUACAACUAUACAUCUAGCAUAGGUGUAGGCCAUAGUGCCAAAACCAACAAAUGCCUUGGAGGAUAAACAAAUAAUUUUACAACUUCUGUGUUUGUAAACUUCACUUACAAACUUGUUCUGACUGUUGGCAGUGUUACAGAGGAAGGCAAUGUUAUCUUACAUGUUAGCUCAGAUUCAUGUCUUAUUUUGGGAAAAUCAAGAAGUUUUCCAUAAAACAUGCCAAUAUUUUACACUCCAGAAUUCAUGCCAUAUUAACCAGUGCAUUUAAAGGACAUGUACUUACUCAUUUAUAUCAGAUUUGUCUGUGUUGUUCAUCUAGAAUUAUAUGUCAUAUUUGUGUCUUAUUUACAACAUAAUACAUGGACACUGAUAGUCAUUUUUUGAAACCAAGUCUUUUUACUUAAUGGUUUUUGUGAUAUAACUGUAUUGUGAUUUUUGUGUUGUAUUAGGUCAAGCACUUCCCUUUUCUAAACUUCCAUCAACUUUUAUACAAAGACAACCCCAUACCUUUCACCCCACAAGGUAUUUUAAAAAAAUUGUAUGUUUAAGAGAACUGCAUAGGAGAAUCAAUUACUGAGCUAUAAUUGAGAUAGAGAAUGGGAAGCUUGACAUUCAUAUUUGACAGUAUAUUCUCAUUCAUACGAUCUUAAAUAUUCUGUUGUCUCUGAGCUAAAUCAAAUAUUUCAAUUCAUGGUAAAUAUGUCGUCUAUAUUAAUAUGUUCAUCAAGUACUUAAACUUUUAGAUAAAAACGAUGACAUUUGAGGUGCUGGAUUGUGUAGAUUCUGGUUGUAAACUGUUUUUCUGUACUUUAAACAUCAGAUUGUCCUGUUUAAUUUAUCCAUGUAUUUUGAAGUUAAGUGAGAAAUGCAAUCGUAAACAUAACUUUUAUGUUUUACUUUGGUGUGAAACCAUUUUCCCCUUUUUCUUCGUGUAAUAAUAUGUCAAUUUUUAAUCUUUUUAAUGUGAUCUUACUGAAUGUUUUUAUAUACAUUGUGAUUUUUCAAUGGGACCUAUAUUUUAAAUUGGUUGCUUGGACCAUUUUUACUUACAUUCGUACUGUUGUAUUCUUAAUAAACAGUGGUAUAACCAGACAAGAUGUGAUAGUGUCAAUAAACUUUGUAGUUUAAAAGACAAAAUAA
This is a messenger RNA of Saccostrea echinata, 6238 nucleotides long. Its product is annotated as unconventional myosin-Ib-like. The transcript is spliced from 30 exons. The record is from RefSeq and is a predicted model, not a curated record. Gene Ontology annotation, cellular component: cytoplasm; myosin complex; actin cytoskeleton. Bases 21 to 3383 code for a protein of 1120 amino acids. Gene Ontology annotation, molecular function: ATP binding; microfilament motor activity; actin filament binding. Lineage: Eukaryota; Metazoa; Mollusca; Bivalvia; Ostreida; Ostreidae. Gene Ontology annotation, biological process: vesicle transport along actin filament; actin filament organization.